Habropoda laboriosa is the source of this 1446-nucleotide messenger RNA. RefSeq names its product UV excision repair protein RAD23 homolog A (gene Rad23). Lineage: Eukaryota; Metazoa; Arthropoda; Insecta; Hymenoptera; Apidae. The transcript has 6 exons. The coding region runs from base 141 to 1241 and encodes 366 amino acids. Gene Ontology annotation, cellular component: nucleoplasm; cytosol. Gene Ontology annotation, biological process: proteasome-mediated ubiquitin-dependent protein catabolic process; nucleotide-excision repair. Gene Ontology annotation, molecular function: proteasome binding; polyubiquitin modification-dependent protein binding; ubiquitin binding. The record is from RefSeq and is a predicted model, not a curated record.
AGCAUUUGUAAGUUGCUUUAAGCAGUGCCGACUCAUCGCUGAAAAGAUUUACCAAAACAUCUCUAUACCCUUAUUAAACCAUAUCCUUCAAAGUUUCCUUUGUCAGCUGACAACGUACCACUAAUUUUUUACCUUUCAACAUGAUUAUAACACUAAAAACCUUACAACAGCAGACGUUUACAGUAGAAAUUGAUCCAUCGCAAACGGUAAGGGAUUUGAAACAAAAGAUCGAAACUCAGAAAGGUUUUCCUGCUAAAUACCAGAAAUUAAUAUAUGCUGGAAAAAUAUUAACGGAUGAUCAUCCAUUAACAAAGUAUAAUAUAGAUGAAAAAAAAUUUAUAGUUGUUAUGGUAACAAAACUUAAAACUGGUAAUGGUCAUACAACAACUGAAGAAGAGCACGCAAGUGCGGAUACUAAAGAAGAAAGCAGUACAACCAGCUCAGCAGCACAACCUAGUUCAAAUCCUACUGCUCAGGGUGCAUCAAACCCUGCUAAUACUACUGUACAAGAGCAAUCUGCAGCAAGUACCACUACUGCAUGUGUUGGAGGUCAAGCUGAAAGUGCCUUGUUAAUGGGUGAAGAUUAUAAUACAAUGGUGAACAAUAUUGUGGAUAUGGGAUACGAACGUGAACAAGUUGAACAAGCGCUAAGAGCAAGUUUCAAUAAUCCUGAUAGGGCUGUUGAAUAUCUUUUAACGGGUAUACCAGCGCAGCUUUUCGAAGAUUUACCAGAAGAUCAACUUGAAGCACAGGAACAACUUCAAGACCAUGGCCAACUUCCGUUAGCAUUUUUACGGACACAGCCUCAAUUUCAACAAAUGCGUCAAGUCAUUCAACAAAAUCCUCAAUUAUUGAAUGCUGUACUACAACAAAUUGGUCAAACCAAUCCUGCAUUGUUACAGCUUAUUUCCCAAAAUCAAGAAGCAUUUAUACGCAUGCUUAAUGAGCCUGUAGUGGAAACAACUGGUAGUACUGGAGGAAGAACUACACCUGUAUCUGCAUCUACUGUUGCACCAGCAGCUGCUCCUGGUGGAAUAAGUGGAGGGCCUGGUGCAGGUAUGGAAAUAGGAACGGAGGUAGAAACUUCUAUAAUUCAGAUAACACCACAGGAUAAAGAAGCUAUUGAAAGGUUGAAGGCACUAGGAUUUCCGGAGCAUUUAGUUGUACAAGCAUAUUUUGCGUGUGAAAAGAAUGAAAACCUUGCUGCUAAUUUCUUGCUGUCACAAAAUCUUGAUGACUGAAGUAACACAUUUCAUUGAUUUCACAAUAAGGAGUUAAAGGACUGAUAUAGGGUGGGUAAUUACACAGGCGCCAUGUUAUGUUCAACUGGUCAUCUUUACUUUGUAUAUAAGUAUGCACACAUAUUUAUAUUAUUGUAUUAAUUCUCUAGAUAGGCAUCAAUCCUACAUUGAUAUAUUUGGCAAAUGAUAAAAUUCACCGAAACUG